AUGAUUUCUGGAUUAUCUCCCCUAGAGCGCGCUGAGAAUGUGGGUAACGUGGUUGAGCCCCCACUAACCCCCACAUGUCCAUUCUCCCACCAGCCCCCACUAACCCCCACAUGUCCAUUCUCCCAUCAGCCCCCACUAACCCCCACAUGUCCAUUCUCCCACCAGCCCCCACUAACCCCCACAUGUCCAUUCUCCCACCAGCCCCCACUAACCCCCACAUGUCCAUUCUCCCACCAGCCCCCACUAACCCCCACAUGUCCAUUCUCCCACCAGCCCCCACUAACCCCCACAUGUCCAUUCUCCCACCAGCCCCCACUAACCCCCACAUGUCCAUUCUCCCACCAGCCCCCACUAACCCCAACAUGUCCAUUCUCCCACCAGCCCCCACUAACCCCCACAUGUCCAUUCUCCCACCAGCCCCCACUAACCCCCACAUGUCCAUUCUCCCACCAGCCCCCACUAACCCCCACAUGUCCAUUCUCCCACCAGCCCCCACUAACCCCCACAUGUCCAUUCUCCCACCAGCCCCCACUAACCCCCACAUGUCCAUUCUCCCACCAGCCCCCACUAACCCCCACAUGUCCAUUACGCACAGACUGUCUUACUGAUGGACUGAUUAACAUUGACAAACUUACUGAUGGACUGAUUGACAUUGACCAACUUGCUGAUGAACUGAUUGACAUUGACCAACUUACUGAUGAACUGAUAAAAAUCCUCACGUUUUUAGUCUUGUGUUGA
Molecule: messenger RNA, 738 nt
Organism: Biomphalaria glabrata
Lineage: Eukaryota; Metazoa; Mollusca; Gastropoda; Planorbidae
Exons: 3
Coding region: 1-738 (245 amino acids)
Source: RefSeq, a predicted model, not a curated record